Molecule: messenger RNA, 723 nt
Organism: Ceratina calcarata
Lineage: Eukaryota; Metazoa; Arthropoda; Insecta; Hymenoptera; Apidae
Gene: wrm1
Product: wurmchen 1 transmembrane protein
Exons: 3
Coding region: 311-700 (129 amino acids)
Source: RefSeq, a predicted model, not a curated record
UAGAACAUUAAAAACUAUUUUCCUGUUCGUCGUUACAUGCGAACGGUGCACCAAGCAUUCAUUUCUCCCACUAUACGUAAAACGCCCCGCCCGAAUACGACUUGCUCAUUGCUCACUCAGUAGUAAAAGUAUUGCUAACAAACAGAACGACAAACAAGUGGUGUGUGUACUCGCGAUUACGUGUUUAAGUUAUUAAUAUUAAAUCACGUACGAUCUUAAUGAUCGAAGUUUAUAUUUACGAUCGAUAGAAAAAGCCAAGGAACGAAAAAUCUGUGAGAGCACGAAUUACGAAUCUCUAAAAUUUAUAAAAAUGUCCAUUCUAGACGAGCGAGAGGAUUAUCUGAAGAAUCCGUAUUUCGUGAAGCACGAGUACGGUGAUUUUACACCGUUUUAUAUCACUGUCACUGUCUGCUCUGUGAUAUUCGCAUUCCUCCUCAUUUUAAACGUUGGAUUCUGUCUGUGUUCCCGUCACAGACAAUACUGGCUUAGUCCCCAUACAGGCAACAGAUGGAUUCAACCAUUGUGGACGGUACUACCGCACAAAACACCCCCCUUGGAUCUGAGUGAAUUAGAGCCUGGUCGUGUCUUUGAGUCGCAAGAGAAGCAACAGGUCGUACAAUAUCAUAAUCCCAAAUCUUAUAGAGCUUCGCCGCAAUCGCAGGAGUACAUGGAAAUGCAGAAGCGUGAGAGCGAAAUUUAAUAGUAUAUUCAAACGCGUCGCAA